AUGCCAGCUCCGCACCAUUCAUCACCGCCAGUUGAGGGAAAACCAUCGGUUGAUGUGAAAUCACAUUCGCAUAAAUCGCCUAAGACAUCACAUCCAUCGCCUCCACCACCACCCACUGAGAAACAUAUGCCAUCACCGCCAGAAAGAAGGGAAACAACAGUUGAUGUGAAACCACCUCCCCAUAAAUCGCCUAAGACACCACAUCUAUCGCCUCCUCCGCCACCCACAGAGAAGCAUAUGCCAUCACCACCAGUUGGUGUGAAACCACCUUCCCAUAAAUUGCCUAAGAAAUCACAGCCAUCGCCUUCACCGCCACCCACAGAUAAGACUAUGCAAUCACCACCAGUUGAUGUGAAACCACCUUCCCUAAAUCGCCUAAGACACACACAUUCAUCGCCUCCACCGCCACCAACAGAUAAGCCUACGCCAUCACCACCAGUUGAUGUGAAACCACCUUCCCAUAAAUCGCCUAAGACGCCACAUCCACCGCCACCCGCAUCGUCGUCAUAUCAUUUGGUAAACCGUCUCCCUGUACAGAAGCCUGCACAAGCUCCGCACCAUCCAUCGACGCCCAUACAUAAGCCUAGUCCAGCUCCGCACCAUCCAUCACCGCUAGAUGAGAGGAAAUCGUGGGUUAAUGUUAGAGACCCUCCUAAAAGUAAUUCAAAGCAUCACCACGUGAUGCCAUCACCAUCCAUUUACUAA
Molecule: messenger RNA, 705 nt
Organism: Impatiens glandulifera
Lineage: Eukaryota; Viridiplantae; Streptophyta; Magnoliopsida; Ericales; Balsaminaceae
Product: extensin-like
Exons: 1
Coding region: 1-705 (234 amino acids)
Source: RefSeq, a predicted model, not a curated record